AUCGGUCGCUCGUUGGCUCUACAUCCAAAGUCCGGAUCCACGACGCUCUUGCUGCCGACGUUUUUUGCACGAGUUUUUUCCAUACGUAUUUGUUCAUUGACAAAAACUCAAGCUGCGCUCUGUGCGUGCGUGUGUGUGCCCGUGCAUGUGUGUGUGAGCGCGCGCAAUUGUGUGAGUGCGGUGCUUUGUGUGCAGAAUAAUUUUUGCAAACAUUAUGUAAAUGCGCAAAUUAAAGUUCAAUCGACGCCAGUUUUGAGUCCGAAACCAGAUCGCCUUGCUUUAAGUGCCACGGAGCAACAGUUUUUUGAUUAGAAAUACAAAAUAAACUCCUAGAACUCCCACAAACAAAUCGAAACACAGUAAGGAUCUCAAAAGAUCCGGCGGAUACACCUUUACCGUUACGAAAAUCUUAAAAUGGCCACGACAGCGGCCGCAAUGGCCGCCACAAGUGUUGUUGUUCUCGAUCGCGGUAACAAUACGACUUGCACCAUCAACUUGCACGGUGCCACAGUUGUGUCCUGGCGGGUAAACAAUCAGGAGCAGUUGUUUGUCAGCAAACUGGCCUCGUUCGAUGGCAAGAAGGCGAUACGUGGCGGGAUUCCCUUUGUCUUUCCCCAGUUCGGAGCUUGGUCCUUCGGGCCGCAGCAUGGAUUUGCGAGGAUUACCCGGUGGCAUCUGGAGAGACCACCGGACCGGCUGCAUAAUGGCGAUGUCGAGGCAAUAUUUUCACUGAUGGACAACGACUUCACACGCUCCAUUUGGAACUAUCAAUUCCGUAUCACCUACCGGUUGAUCCUACGCGAAAAGGAGCUCCACUUCCACAUCGGCGUCUACAAUCCCAGCAAGGAGCUGAGCUUCACCUUCAACAUGCUGCUGCACACCUACCUAAAGGUGCCCGAUGUCCGUCGUUGUCAGAUCACAGGACUCCAGGGCUGCCACUUCAUCGACAAGACUCGGGAGAACGCGCUCUAUCAGGAGGGACGCGAAGUGGUGACCGUCAACGAGUGGACCGACAGGAUCUAUCAGCACACACCGCAGGAGCACGUCAUUACCAACGUGGUGUCCGGACGAAAGAUGAGACUGCACAAGUACAAUUUUCCCGACACGGUCAUCUGGAAUCCUUGGAUCGAUCGAUCGCGUGAGAUGAGUGACUUUGGGGACGACGAGUUCCCCAACAUGUUAUGUGUGGAGGCGGGCAACGUGACCUCGCCCGUGAUCCUGCUGCCGGGCACCGCUUUCGAGGCCAGCCAGAUCCUUCAGACCUAUUUCACCCUCCCAGCAAUUCAAGUGUCCCUAUACUAUAAAUUCAUCCAAUUGGAAAAGCAAUCUAACCAACUUCCUACAAUACGACUAGAGUCAUACUGUCCACCUCCAUAUUCCAAUUCCAAUUCUUUACUUUGCAUGCUAUCAGAUCAUCAUCGAGGGGAAUGUUAGUCGCAAGACGAAGAGGAAUCGCUAGCGUUUAAAGAAUCGGAACCCAAUGAGGUAAACCGAUUCGCAACCAUGUCAAUGCGCACUUUUCCACAGAGAUCCUGGGGCGAUGAAUUGGCCCACUAGAUGAGGAUCGGCGUCAGAAGGAGCAGGAGAAUCAGGAUGAGGAGGAGGAGGAGGGAGUCAGGAAAAUGUUUGGUUAUUCCCGCACGGUCUCUAGACUCUAAUAUAUUUCUUAAGUAAUCGUAAAUCCCUCUCUAGCAAUAUGUGUUGUGCAAAGAAUGAUAAAGGAAUAACUUCGUUAACCAUCCUUAGUUUGUGCCUACUUGGAACUGACUUAAUUGGAAGUCGAUAAGCAGUUUUGACAUUCCUAGCCAGGGGAAAGACCCUUAAAUAAAAUGUGCAUUGAUAGUUAUUUAAUCAGGUUCUAUGGAGCAGGAAGUGACGGUAGCGGAAAAUAUGGCUUUUAAAUCGAGCAAAUUUAAGUAUCUUCUGGCCAAAAUUAAAAGGAUCCCUUUAAAAGUAGCAUCAAAUCGCUGUUACUAUAAAAAAUAUUUUCGUUCAUUGUGAUGACCUCACUUUCUGCUCUAAAAUCUUACUUAUUCAGCAAAUAUAGAUGAACUAAACUAAUGAGUAAUGGGCCCUUCUAGCUCUGGUCAGCACCCAUUUCAUAAACGUGUAUACGAUUGAAUAUAGAUAACUUACAUAAUGUUUUAAACCUAAUAUGUGUAAAAUACUAAAAGCAAUUAUCUGUACCAAUUAAUGUAAUAAUCUUGCAAUUAAAUGUAAUUGUAACUAUGAAA
This is a messenger RNA of Drosophila rhopaloa, 2234 nucleotides long. RefSeq names its product glucose-6-phosphate 1-epimerase. The coding region runs from base 415 to 1434 and encodes 339 amino acids. Gene Ontology annotation, biological process: carbohydrate metabolic process. The transcript has 7 exons. NCBI's taxonomy places the organism in Eukaryota, Metazoa, Arthropoda, Insecta, Diptera, Drosophilidae. Gene Ontology annotation, molecular function: isomerase activity; carbohydrate binding. The record is from RefSeq and is a predicted model, not a curated record.